Molecule: messenger RNA, 1980 nt
Organism: Oryzias melastigma (Indian medaka)
Lineage: Eukaryota; Metazoa; Chordata; Actinopteri; Beloniformes; Adrianichthyidae
Gene: nup62l
Product: nucleoporin 62 like
Exons: 3
Coding region: 187-1815 (542 amino acids)
Biological process (GO): protein import into nucleus; RNA export from nucleus
Cellular component (GO): nuclear pore; nuclear pore central transport channel
Molecular function (GO): structural constituent of nuclear pore; phospholipid binding
Source: RefSeq, a predicted model, not a curated record
GGAGCUUUGUCCCUGACAGACAGAAUCUAGGGCAAGCUUGCUUGUUGAAAGUCAAGUGGCGUCACUUCCUUUGAGCUACAACAGAAAUGUCUGCUUAAAGAAACGUCUCGUCAGUGGCCACGUUUUUGGAGAUAUGCCUUGCUAGUUCGUGUUUUUCCGGCAAAGUGAGAUAAUUAGUGGACGAACAUGAGCGGCGGAUUCAACGUUGGCCAGCCUACGGGCUUUGCCUUCGGAGCGCAGAAGACCACCGCGGGUGCUCCUACCCCGGGCUUCAGUCUAACGAACUCAACGCCUGCGGCUCCGGGAACGGGCUUCUCUUUUGGGACUCCGGCUCAGACCAACUCCGCCCCGACCGGUGGCUUCACUUUUGGCACACCGGCUAAGAGCUCCGCCGCCGGGACCGGCUUCUCCUUUGGCACACCCACCGCUGCCGCCACCACCACGUUCGGCCUGGCCACGGCUCCCCAAACCACCACCGCUACUGGGUUGACCCUAGGCUCCACGGCCGCUCCAGCUGCGGGGUCCGGCUUCACCCUGGGCGGGAUGUUGUCUUCACAGACGAGCAGCGCCGCUCCAGCGGGAGGGGGCUUCAACUUUACCCCCCAGGCCCAACCCGCAGCGACAGUUGCUCCUACUGCGACCACCACAUCAGGAGGCAUGGGCUUCGGAGGGUUGGGGUUCAACUUCGGAGCGCCCAAAGUCCAGGUGACCUCAGCUGCUAGCACAACCACAGCAGCAGGUGGAGGCUUCAGCUUCGGGACUCCUGCCCCCUCCACCCUCACCCAGCCAGCCCCCGCAGCUGCAGCUGCAGCUCCAUCCACCCAAGGUGGAGGCUUCAGCUUCGGCAUUAAACCCGCAUCAACACCAGCUCCUCCCGCAUCCACCCAGCCAGCCCCCACUAUCGGCCUGACUCUGUUUGCUUCACCCAUCAUCACAACCUCUGCUGCAGCACCAACUUCUGGGUUUACUUUGGGUCCAGCCCCAGCAUCAUCAACAAGCACCGCAACUAGCACUGUGGUAGCCCCGGCUGCAAGUACACCUCCAUCCUUCAUGCUCAAGCCUCUUGCCAGCACGGCGGCGAGCACCUCCACCGCCACUACUGCAGCUCCCACAACGAGUGCCACCGCAGGCUUCACGUUGGGAUUCAAACCUCCAUCCAUCACAAGUUCAGCAACAGCUUCCACAGCCGCAACCGUCGUGACCACCACCACCACAGCCCCUCCGGUGAUGACCUACGCCCAGCUGGAGGGCCUCAUAAACAAGUGGAGUCUGGAGCUUCAGGACCAGGAGAGGCAUUUCCUACAACAGGCGACUCAGGUCAACGCUUGGGACAGAAUGCUGGUGGAGAACGGGGAAAAGAUCACAUCUCUACACAAGGAGAUGGAGAAGGUGAAGCUGGAUCAGAGAAGGCUCAACCAGGAGCUGGAUUUCAUCCUGUCCCAGCAGAAGGAGCUGGAGGACUUGCUUUGCCCUCUGGAAGAGACUGUGAAGGAGCAGAGUGGAACCAUCUACAUGCAGAACGCCGACGAGGAGCGUGAGAGAACGUACAAGCUGGCUGAGAACGUGGACGCCCAGCUGAAGAGGAUGUCCCAGGACCUGAAGGAGAUCAUUGAACACCUGAACACCUCCAGCGGUCCAGCAGACACCAGUGAUCCACUACAGCAGAUCUGCAAGAUCCUGAACGCUCACAUGGAUUCCCUGCAGUGGAUUGACCAGAACUCGGUUCUGCUGCAGAGAAGGGUGGAGGAAGUGUCCAAACUGUGCGACACGCAGCGCAAAGAGCAGGAGAAGACCUUUCGUCUAACAUUUGACUGAUUUGUUUAUCGUCAUAGUGUUUAUUUUUCCUGUUUUGCUUUAAAAUUGCCAAUUUAUGACAUGUUCUUCUAUUAUGUGUUGCAAAAAUAUUUUUAAUGCAAUCAGCUUUAUAAUAAUAUGAUUGUAUCUAUCAGAAUAGAAUGAUUAAAACCUUUUUUGAAAUUA